Molecule: messenger RNA, 1307 nt
Organism: Impatiens glandulifera
Lineage: Eukaryota; Viridiplantae; Streptophyta; Magnoliopsida; Ericales; Balsaminaceae
Exons: 5
Coding region: 34-972 (312 amino acids)
Biological process (GO): snRNA 3'-end processing
Cellular component (GO): integrator complex
Source: RefSeq, a predicted model, not a curated record
UUGACCACAUCCCACUUACGAAAAGAGAGAAUCAUGGAGAAAACUUCAGCUGCUCGUGCAAUUGAAUGGAAUAUCGAUCUUGAGAAGAGCCUCCGAUCAAACAAACCAGGUCAAGAUCUUGAAGCCAUAAAUCAAAUGGGUCCAAGACUUGAGCAAUGGUGUAGAGAACCCGAAGUUAACAUGUCAGAAAGUAACAUGUUUGGGUUAAUCCAUGGAGAAGAAAAGCUAUUUGCUAAUGCAAUCUUGUUAAGGCUUGCUGAUGCUUUUACCUCAGAGAACAAACAGAUUCAAGCCUCUGUUGUUAAACUUUUCCUUUAUUUAUGGAAGAACUGUAAAAAGAAAGGAUACAACCAACUUGACAGAGUAAUGUCAAAGCUUAGUUUAAUGAAUAGGGUAGAGCUACUAAGGAGGGUUAAGGUUGUCUUUGAUGGUGGUGACACUGAAUCCCGAGCUCUUGCAUUGACAUUUUUUGGCUGCUGUGCUUGUAUUGCUAAGGAAAGAGCAGAAAUUCGGUAUCUUAUUCUUUCAAGUUUGAUGUCAAGUGAUGUUCUAGAGGUGAAGGCGUCAUUAUUUGCUGCAGGGUGUUUUUCUGAGCUGUCUGAUGAUUUUGCUUCAGUGUUCUUCGAGAUAUUAGUUAAUAUGGUGACAUCAUCUGAUUUAUCAUGGGAUGUAAGGUUGGUCGGCGUGCGAUUGUUUUCCAAAAUGGGAUCCUCGUUAACACUUGCCAGUAAAGCUUACAAGAUAGGGAUAAAACUGCUGUUAGAUUCAUUGGAAGAGGAUCUAUCACGUGUAUUGCUUAUUUCUCUUUCAAGACUUGCUUCAAGAUCAAUAUGCCUCAUUUCUGGACAGCGAGGGAAAUUUGCGAUUUUUCUUCAACUGCAGAUUCAUUGGAGAUAUUGGUCCACAUACUCGAAGAGUCAUCAUUUUCACCUUUACUGCGAUGUGGAGCUCUUAAUCUUCUCCAGAAGAUGAUGCUCUCAUAUGCCUUACCUACUAUGUCGGACACAAACAUGCUUGAGAUCCCCAAGCUCUUUAUUGUUCUAAAAAAUUCAGUUCAAUCUUCAAUCUGGGAAGAAAGAGUCUCAGCCAUUGGCAUUCUGAUUGAUUUGGCACAGAAUAUCACUGGGAAGAAAGAUGCAACAUUUCUAGCAUCUAGAAUCAUGUUAUUUGUCAUUGAUCAGAUCAACUGGCUAGUUCGGCAAGUACAGGAUCUUCAUCAGCAAGAUGGACACAGCUUGCUUGGUCUUCUUCUUUAUCUUGUUGAAAAUUAUCCAGAUCUCGGGAGUGUUGAGCUGGACAAGAUUUGU